Bemisia tabaci is the source of this 12328-nucleotide messenger RNA. RefSeq lists its product as uncharacterized. NCBI's taxonomy places the organism in Eukaryota, Metazoa, Arthropoda, Insecta, Hemiptera, Aleyrodidae. The record is from RefSeq and is a predicted model, not a curated record.
UCUUGGCUUUCAUUCGCUGAAAAGUUUGCUUGUUCCAUGUACCUUGCUCCCCAAACUUUGAGUUUAAUAGCUUUAAUUCCCAACAUUCUCGGGUGUUAGUGAUUGUGUUCGAUUCUCUACCGUACACAGUUUGACGUUUUCAUUUAAUUGUUAUCAAUCAAGCUGUGUGCGACUUGAAAAAUCUAGUUCGUGUGACUUGUUCUACAUACGUUGUUAUUCGUGUUCGAGCCCACUUCUGCAAUGGCGAAAGUUUCUCUGAAAUCUGACGAGGAUUCCGCCGUUGAAUGCUCAAAAUCGACAAGCGAAUCCGAUCAAUCCCCACGUGAAGAUCUUUAUCGGGAAAACAAUCUGAAUUUACUAAAUUUCACUGGAAGUGAAUCGGAUUUUUCAGAGGAUGAUGGGCUGUCCUUCCCAGCCAGCUCUCCGCGCAACAUGGUGCAAUCGUCCUCAAAUCGAUCGGCAAGAAGCAAAAGUCUUAGAAUCGCCGCCAGGAAAGGCAGAAAACGGUCUAUUGAAGACGAUGAAAGUAUUCUUGAGGAGGAGCUGUCCAGAGCUUCCCACAAGCAUCAGUCGAAGAAUGCUAUCAAUGCCCGCAUCAACCGUAUCAAGAAGAAAAAGUACAUGCAAUCUUUGGAAGAAAGUCUAGACGCUUACAAGAAUGAGUGCAAAAGAUGGCAAGCUGAAUAUCGUCAAAAGUCAAGUGAAGUGCAAGUGCUACAGAAAGAAGUUGAAUAUCUGAAAGCUGUCCUGAGGAACGAAUCCAAACUGGGUGCCAUUGUCAAAAAUCUCAAGUCCUGUGGUACGCCAGUGCAACCCCCAAUGGAUGUUGAUUUCACCAACGAACAUCUUUUUCCAUUAGAAUUAAAAGGUACUAAUUUUAACCAACAAAAUGUUAACUCCCUUAGCUAUAUCCCCCGAGUUCAGAAGACCAGAGCCGAGACUUACUCUGACUUAAGGAUUGACUCUAAUACAAUGGACGAAAUUCUAAACGAUCAAUUUAAUCCCUCUAAUUCCAGUUCAGGUUUCUCUGAUGAUGAAAGUAUGACCUUCAAAACUGUUUUUCCAUCAGCUAGUGAUCUUUUCAAUUUUGAUUUACCAGAAAGCUUCGAAGAAUCAAGUCUAUUCAGUCUACCCACCAUCGAAGUUGAAGACUCUGCCACAGUGGAUCCUGACUCCUCGUCAAGGCUUGAUGAUAUUGGAAUAUGCCUGCAUGUUUCAACCGUAUCAGGAAUCUCAAUGGAAUUUUGUUCCCAUUGUGCGAAGUACACAUGUCCUGAACUAUUGGACGCAAGUUUGCGGAGCAGUGCUGGUGAAACACUGUCAGGAAUCAUGUCUCCACUUUUUCCUGAAGAAAUCCUAUUAUUGCGAUUCUAUUCUGCAAUUCUUUAAUUUUUAAUGGUUAGUAUUAUUGGAUUUCUUUAAUCGGCUUUUCAUACGUAUCCGUAAAUCCUCUCCCUCCUUGCUUUUUUCCAUGCGAGUCAUCCAGAUUAAAUAUUUCAGAAAAGAGUCUUGAAAAAGAUUUUUCUAUUAAUCUAGUUACUUAAAGCUCAGUUUUUGGCUCCUACUCCAGUUAAAAAUUAUCCCUGGGGUAUUUUAGCAUUACAUCAACACCAAGUUAAAUUUUGUGCUCAGUAUUUCAAAAUUAUAUUUUUUGCCAAAGCACAGGAAUGUCUUAACUUGAUUUUCAUUGAAAUUGUGAUGAUCAUCCAAUGUGAGCAGAACGCAUUGAAUCAAUCGAGAAGCUGAAAGAACGAGAAAACGUAGAACAAAUAAUUUCAAAUCGUUCAGUCCAAAUUAUUUUUUACCUUCGCAACUCCUUACUUCCAUAUCCUAGUGAUGGCCAGAGUUACCUCAAGUUACCUCAUUCCUCUCAAAAUAUCCAAAAGCCUCCAAGAGUUCGCUCAAGUUCCGUCCAUUCAUCAGACCGCGUAAACAUGUCAGGUCCUUCUGAUGGAUAAAGAAUUUAUUUUGUAAACCUGCAAAAUGAGGUCAUUCACAGUCCCUGAGCACCAGCCCCUUUUCAAAACAAUAGUUUUUUUCUUUGGAAUGUCAUACUUACUCUGAUAAUAAUACAAUAUGAGGAAAUCUGUGACGGAAAAAUUUCGCCUUGACAUCUCCCAGUAAAAGCGCCAAUUUAGAAUAUUAGCCAUCACAGCAGUACUAAAAUUGAUAAUAUCCUUCGAAAUACUCAAACCGGGAAUGAACACUGAAGAACCCGAUUCUCUAUAUUCCAAGAAAUCUGGUUCUAAUUAUGAAGAAUUUUGUCAAUUUAAUUUUCAUGGGAUUGAAAUGUUAAAACAGCUUUAUGGAAUAUCGUACAAUGACUCCCUUUCAAUAAAUGUAGUAUGCUAUUUGUAUCAGAGAGUUGUAGUUCAAAAGAAACAUGAACAAAACAAAACAAAACAAACAAAAACAAAUGAAGCUAGGUCCAUUAUUCUCGUACUGUGUCAAAUUAUUACUAUACUGUUCUGCUUCUUCUUUUUUAGCUUCAACCCCAAUGAAAAUUUUGGCAUAAUGGCUUGGCAACAAUUAAAUUAUUAUAUAACUGGUGGGUAUUUUCUUUACUUAUAUUUUAGUUAAGUUUAGUUUUAAUGAUAAGUCAUAAUUUACGUGUUGACUUUUGCAGGAAAUCAACUAUCAGUGUAUCACUCUCAAUCUGAAAAAGUGCGUCUGUUAUUCCUAAUUUUCUUUGCCCACCCUGCUGUGAUUAGUAUUUGGCCAAUUGCCUCUUUAAUUUGAGGUCAUUCUUAAAGUAUCUUCAAUUGAAAAUGUUGGAGAUGCUCUCGUUUUAAAGCUUCAUCCUAGGAGAAUUUUAAUUUUCGCUACAAAGAAAAACUCAGAGAAAAGCUUGAAACUUUAUAGUUCUCCUUGAUCAUUUCGAGUAUUUCUGGAGUGUGUGCUAACGAAAGUAAUGGAUGCUUUAUCCUCUCUCUUUGUGGGAAGUUUAGUCCGAUGCCUUCAAAGUUCAGUGAUCGAAAUAAAAAAAAAUGGAUUGAUAUCACCGACAACACACUCCUAAUAUUACUGUUGAGUAUUUUUUAUCUUGGUACUUUUAUAGUGGUACUUGAUUUCCUGCAAUUGAAUUUUACACCAAUUAUAGAUGGAAAGAUAAGAAAACUAUCCAGACAAAGUCUUGCAAGUAUUCUUAUCUCUUCAUCAUCAAUAUUCUUUACCGAGGUCUUAUUUCUAAGAGCAACAUUAUAAAUCCUUUGAUUUUGUACCUUCUAACCAUGUCUCAUCUCAAAGUAUGUCCUCUUUCUCUCAUUCACUGUGUUAGCCUCCUGAAACCCUGUAUGACUCGUGGUUGUGCAUUGCUUUUUACUAAAGAUGGUAACUGACAAUUGAGUCGGAUUUUAUGACUAUAAUCAAUGACUGGUGAAGAACAUGGUGACAUGCAAUAAACCAGGAUUGAAAAUUUUAUAUCUUCGUUUUAUGCAAUGGUAUUUCAGUAAAUUGUUUUGAAGCUUUUAAUAAAGUCAUUCUGAGACCGCUAGUUUAAUUCACCCGUUAUCUUGCCCUCAGUCUUUCCCUUCCUAUCGCUUUACGUUUAUGGCACAAGGUAAGCAUUUAUAACUUCAACAUUCUUAAGUUUUUUUAAGAGAAAGAUGUAUCUGCUGAGAGUUUUUCUUUAUUCUCAAUAAGAUAAAAAAUGCAGUGAACUCAGACAUUUUGGAGAACGACAGUGAAAUUCUCGACUCUGUAUAUCUUUCAAGACAUAUACCCUAUUCACGAGAAAAAGAUUAAAAAUUUGACCAUACUUAGACAAGUGAGUGUGCUUGCCAUAGCUAAAGGGGGUUCCUAUGGUAGAUUCUCUGCAUUGGUGAAAUACAUGAUGUAUAUUGUGAUUAAAAAUCUCAAAUUUUAGCCGUCAGAUGAAUUUUUAUGGAGAAAUUGAAAUUUCAAUCUCAAGAUCAAUUACUGAGGCAUGAUCAUAUCAAAAAUUAUCUUUUAAAAUCAUGAAAUAAAGUCAAAAGUACUCUUUUUAAAGUAACUAAGGCUGUUGAAAUUGUUCAAAGUUGAAACAGUACUUUUGAACUUAUUUCCUAGUUUUAAAAGUUGAUUUUUAGUCAUGCGGCGAAGCUAUAUAGACUUUAGUUUAUAAUAACAUUCUGAACUACUUAAAUUUUGGUUUUUCAAAAAUAAUAAGAUGGCCCAAAUCUACCAUUUAUCAAAGUGGUGGCGAAUUGCAGAACGAACAACUGAGGGAAAAUUUAGGCAUUCAAGGGUAUUUAGCAUUACCUGUUCUUUGUGAUCUAAUUUUCGUUGUGGGUAAGAGAGAACAAUUUCGGGCCAAUUUACUAUGUUUAUGCACGAUUCGUCUCUCUUGUUCUUGUUUCUCAGCUGUCUUUUGAUUUCUUGCAUUUUCGAGCCAGAAGACUUUCCUGGGAAAACAUAUUCCCCGGUUUUCCGGAUAUUUUUAGAGCUCAGCCUUUACUUUUAUUUUACGAAAUAAACUUUUGCAGCCGUCAGAACUGAGGCUACUGAAAGGUUUAGAAAGAGAUGUUUACCACUCUGCAGGACUUAGUUGAUUUACUUCGGUUUUAAAUUCACCGAUUUCCUAAAAACAUUUGGGAAAUCAAUCCUCCUAAAUUUUCAAGAGUCCUGUAAUUUUGAAUACAGCAGUGCUCUGAUCUGAAACGUGAUAAUACCUAAUUUGAUGGACAUUUUAAACUCCUCCCUUCUACAAAAUACUGAUCAUUGUUGUCAAUGCAUCGCUAAAAGUUCUUUGCCACACAAGCUAUGUCGGCGCACAAGUUAGAUAUUGCCUCUUAGAUUCGAAUUCCCCUUGUAACUUUUGGUUUUUUCUCAUAGGUACAUGGUAAAAGAUUCUACAUUUCAGUCAAGGAAAUCAAAUGGCAUGCGCAAUUUAUUUUUCUGGAUUUGGUCUCCACAAAAAUUCCCCUUGAGCGUGUAAAAGAUAAAACCAUACACAGCUAUCAGUAUGUUGAGAUUGACCAGGAUGUGGAAUCUUCAUAAUUUCUGGCAGAUGCAGCGAACAUGUUUAGUUUAUGAAGGCCAUUCAUCCAGAUUUAUUGUAGCAGAUAGGCCCCUAUUCAAUUAGCCCUAUUAUCAUAUCUGACCUCAAAAUACCUGGAGAUAAACAGACACAAUGUAAGUAAAUAAGCUUAUAACAGUGCUAAAUGGAAGUAGUAGAGUAAGUACUGUCAUUUUAAAAAACUGAUCGUGAGCAACUUUUUUAAGAGUCUAUGAUGAAUAGCUGUUGAUCUGUGGUUCUUUAACAAAAAAAGUUACCUAAAAUUCCCUGAAAUACGAGCGGUGCAGAGAGACGUUGUGGAAGAAAUGUAAACAUGAUGGUUGCACCUCUUUUGAGAACCAACAGAAUAAUUGCUCGUCCCAUCAACUGUUGUUGCUAAAUGCCAAUUGAUUUUCAAUGAAAGAAGAACCUUGAAUCUAUUGAGGUGAUAGGUUGAUGUAUGUAAAUAAUCAGGUUACUAGGCAACUGGUGAAAGAAAAAAAUUUCCUCAUAAAUUGCCAUCGAAAUGCUAUUUUUACAAAUUAGAAGGACCGGAAGGAGAAAAUAAGCUGAUGGAUUUUAGACAAGGUAUGAAUUAAAGUACAACGAGAUAUGUUUCUCUUCAAAAGAACCCUGCACAGAACAGGGGGCUCAGUGGCUCCCAGUAGAUUUUGAUGAAAAUUUAAUAGAUGGACUUAAAGUUCAUCAUUAGCACGAAGCCCAAAAAUUAGCUCAUUCUAACAAGAAGAAGUCGAGAUAUUCGCGAUUAAACCUGGACUAUUUUUUAUCAUAUCUUACUAUGGCGGAAGACUUACUCCUCUGGUUGAUGGGCGUUUUCGAUCGGACCUCAGUUAGAUACUUAUACAUUCAGCUAAUGCAAAGGCUGUAUGCCCUCCUUCUCCAUGCAUCUGCCGAUUCUGUUCUAACAACUCUCUUGAGUCAUUUCAGAGGAGAGGUGCAAGAGAUAGAGGACUCCGUAUCACACUGCCUAAGCAGCCACUUGAAGGAGAGGGGGUGUUUCCCGAUAGAAGUCUGAGGUGUUCAAGCGCAAGAAAAGGCAAUGAGGAGCGCCCAUUUGUCUCCACUGCAUAGAAAAUGGCUUGUGUUUAAUCGCGAACAUCUCGGCCUCUACUCGUUCGAACGUGCUAGUUUUUUUUUGCUUUGUGCUGAUGAUGAACGUAAUUUUAAUCUAUUUAAAUUUCAUCAAAAUCUACCAGGAGCCCUCUGUUCUGUGCGGGGUUCUUUCACAAGGAAACGAAUCUCACAACUGUAAGUACGGAAAGCAACUCCAAAACAAGAAUUGAAUUUUUACCAUGAACCUUCCAUUUGAUCUGUGUGAAAUAUAUACUCGUUAAUAGCUUGCUCAGGAGUUGAUUCCCACAUUCCUUGUUGUGUGAAUUAUUUUCUGCGCAAGAUUGUGGAGAGAAAACAUGCAACGGGUUUUUCUAGUACAGACCUUGACUAGUGGCCUAUCUCUAAGCAGAUAUGAGGAUGCAGUUAAAAAUUAAAGUCAAUAGUGUCCUGUGCAAGAGUUAAGCCCUCCAUAUUACAAAAAAACCGUCCUAAGACCUUCUAAAACUUAGCCCUCUUUAAACGAUCAUUUGCCUGAAAUUUUCUCUUAAGUUCCCAUAUGGACCACUGCAAAUAGUCCCCCCCCCUCAGUAAAUACAUUAUAAUGAAUAUCAAGAAGCAGACAUGAGCGGUAACAAGGAACAUUAUACACUAUCAACAACGCUGAUUAAUAGAAAGCAAACACAAUUAUUCUAAGGAUCGCUCAUUAACAAUUAGAGGAGGUCCCGGGUGUGCCGUGUGGCAAUUCUACGGGUGACCCCAAAUAGUAUGAAAUCAAAGACCACGAAACAUGUUUUUCAAUUGAAAUUCCAUCCAGACCAUGUCAGACACCUUAAACAUUUCCAAAAUGAUCUCAAAAGCAAGCAUUUCUAUGUACAUCCAUUCCGAGUUUGCAUGCUCCCUAAAAACCAAAGUGUACUUGAAGUCUGAUUGAUUACUGGACUAACUUCAGCAGGCUUUACGAUAGAGUUGGCUUUGUCUGCUAAACUUUUCUUGAGAGGGAGAAGAUAGUAUUCUCUGGCCGAUUCGACCUGCACUGAUGUUUAUUUUCGCGAGCAGGGAGUUUGAAUUUUUUUAUAUUCGUGCAAACGACUAAUAUUAAUUUUUCCCUAUAAAGUGAAAUUUAAAAGUUUUUGAUUUGUUCGAAGUGUUCUGCUUGAAUUUCUGUCAACUCAACAUGUCUUGAGAAAAUUUAAUUUUUACUCUGUUCAGUGAACCAUUACCUCCGCCAUGGUCCCCCAUAUUAGCCUCAUCCCUGUGUUACUAUUCGAAUACAUUAAAAAGAUAUUCACGGUGGAUAUUUUUUUGCACACCCUGUAUGAAUGCUGAAGAAUCUAUCAUAAUUUUCACCUUACACUCGAUAGAAUAAAAAAAAGUAACUUUCAUGUUAUAAAACUGGGCUUUUAUCAACUAAAGAUGAAGGGUUAGGAAGUAUAGGCCUAUGUUAGUUGUUUUUCAUUAAUUUCUGAUGCUAAGAUUUAACACCAAGCAUCUCUCAUUUAGACUUUCUUGAAAAAGCCAUCGAUUUCUUGGAUCAGAUUUUAUGAUCAUGCUUUCUAGUAGAUUUGCAGAUUUUACCCAGUAAAAAAAGAAGCCCUGUGGCACUAAAAAUAUAAGGAAGUCCGAGAGAUAAAGAAGGAGUAAGUUUUUUUUUAGCCGGCCACAAAAAUAUAGCAAGAUUGAAUCUCUUCAAUUCUUUACUCCAACUCAUUGAAGAAGGAAAGAUGGAAUAAUGAUUUAAUAAAUAAAUAAAUGAUGAAAAAAAUUAAUUACAUAAUUGAAUGAAGAAUAAACAAACAAAGAGGAUAUUUUGCAUUAGAUUAAAUGUCAGUUUUUAGACAUAGGUGGAGAUUUAUAAUUUUAUACGUAUAUUUUGAGUGAAUCUGUGGUCAAUGCCAGAUUUUGGAAAAAAUUAACCGUUCGUUGAAAAAAUAUGAUGAGCUGUGCCAAGUUCAUUUUCUCAUCCUUGUUUUUUUGAUGCUAAGAUUUCUGCAAGAUUUCCAGACAUUAGCAUCCUAACGUUACCUCUAAGCACUCCAACUACUGUGUGGGGUGCCGGAAAACAGUUUAAAAACGCAAUUCCUGUCUCAGCCUUCAGCCUCGCUCCUUGAAGAAUUCCGUGCUUAAUGUUAAAAAUAUCCAUGGCUAUAUUAACACUCAUUCAGUUUGCGACUCAAGGUGACUGGUAAGGAAGAGCUGUGCUCAUCCCUCUGAUGCAGUUUUCUCACCUCGAGUGUCUUUCGAAGGUAGGUAUUGUUGAAACUGAAUGAUUAGAAAUAAGGGGCUCGAAUGACAAGGCGCACAAGUACAAUUUUUCAUUAAAAUGAGAUAUCAAUGAUAUCAGCUAAAACUAGUUGAAAAAUUAGUCCUGUAACAAAUUCAUCACUAAAAUCCAAUUUUUAAGCAUCUACAAGUGAGAUUGAACAUCCCCUCUGGCGCCUAAAGCCCCUUGUAAUUCUGAAAGCAAACAUGCAUUUCUUGAAAUGCACAUAUGCACCCAAUCCUUCAGGUCCCUCAGAUACUAGACAAGAAAGGCUCCUCUGUGGUUUCGGAGACAUGGUAGGAUCUGAGGAAGGGAAAGAGACUCUGCCAUUGCCCAAUUCCUUAGCCUUCUUUACCAUACGCCAGAGUUUAGCUCAAGUGUGCCAGGCCUUUUAAAGUAAGAUUGGAACCCAGAUCAUUUAUCUCUAUUUGCGUGCAUUAUUCUUAACCUCAUCUCCUGUUAAUUUUUGUUUCUGCUCUUAUUGUGUGAGUUGAACGCAAACUAUUCAAUAUGCAGACUAAUUUUAUUCAAAUCGCUUCAUCACAUUGCAACAAGUAGGUAUUGAAAAUAGUGACUGUGGAGAGAAGUCUCUAACACAGUGUAAGACUGUUGAAACUGCAAAAAGGGUACCCUCCGACUACGUUAAGGGCAUCAAUCACUAUACCUCUAUCAAGUAAUCAAUGUUUAUAUGUUCUCAGUACUAUUAAGGCGGAUGAAGACCUCUCAGAAGGACUCCUGAGGCCUAUUCUGUUGAGAUCAGAAUAUGACAGAGCACCCAAAAAGCAGGUAUCAUUGGAGUUCGAACCUGUAUGUUCCAGGCAAUUAGUCAAGUCAGGCAUUUUGACAAACGCUUCGGCAAUAUUAUCAAAUAAUCUUACUUGGAUUCUAGUUCGUUUGCUAUUUAAAGACAAAAUAAUUUUUAAGGAGUAAUUCACGGUACACAUAUGCAACUUAAAAUUGCGUUUGUAAUGAUCUCUAGCCCUGGGACCAUCAUUUAUCUGAAGAUUUACUGCCCGUCAUAAAAUACAGAAUUGUUCAAAUGCUGACAGUUGAAACACAUCUGAGACAUUAAAGCAGAAUGUACACAAAAAGUUCGUAAAUUUGAUGAAUUCUUACUUUGAAAACGUUCGAAAUAUAGAGGCCUUUGUGAAAAAAACAUGCUAAACUUUGUAAAUUUUCAAAAUUUGACUAUAUGCCAGGCACGUAAUAAAAUGCCUCAUUUGACUAUUUGCUUGCAACAUAUAUUUGACUUUUUUAAAAAGAUACUAACUUACGUUCCUUAUUCAUGGUCAUUGUACUGUUGUCCUUUGUUCAUCUCUUCUAGUAAUGAACUAAAAUUGUAAUUUUGUACUAUAAUUACCAUAAAAGUUUGUCUCAUCUAAUGUCGAUGCCAAGUACCUACUUUUUUAGGGUAAAAUGUACUGCUUAGUGCGAUUCAAAGCACUUCCAAGUGAAAAUCAGAAGGCCUCCAACUUGGAGUGUAAUCCAGUUCAUUAAAUUUCUUUCCUUUUAUUCUGUUUUUUCCCUUAAUAUGUAGGUACUUGCUUCUUCAGCUGCUGGUGCUUUUUGGUUACUAUUUUUAUAUUUAAAAACCUAGGCGGUAAGUGGUUGGUAGAGUCCACGCCAAAUAAGUUUCUGCACUUUUAGACUGCGAUAGAAGAUCCACCAGCUUUACUCCUGCAUCCAGCAUUUACUUUCCAUGCUAAACUAAUGUAAGACGAUCCUCUGUCGCAGUCUGGAAGUACAUAAACUUCUUUGGCGUGGGCUCUAAAGUCAAGUGGACAGCUCGAAUCUCUGUUAAAUUAUUGGACCACGAGUAUUGGCUCUUACAGUGAAUAACCUGAGAUCAUUGUGUGGCAGGGAAUAAAUUCACAAUUGCCUCCGUCAUUUCAACUCUUCAGCUAUCUCCUUUACUUAGAUCACCUACCUAAGUAAUGGACGGUCAUCCGCAUGGUCAAUGAUGGUCCACGCUACAUUUUUUGUGGCGCUUCUUUCAUCCGACUGUUUUGAAUGACCCGUCUUCAACCUUUGAUGUCAAACACAUUUGAUUUAAUUCAUCUUGACCGUUACCAAUUCGUUUCAAAAGAAAUGAUUCAAGCAAAAAAUUAAAUAAUGAUGCGCACAGUACCCUGGUAUACCAAGGCAUCAGAUCUACUUUUUCAUUUUGGUUUUGAAUCUUUCGGGGUGUACCCUAGCAACUCUGUUACUCAAGUCUUAACUCGCCCUCAUAUUUCAUUGUUUUCACUAUUAAAUUUAAUACUAAUUGUAAGUAUAAUCAUAAUUUUUUCUUUGUUAUUAAUGCAUAUGGUGUAUUGAUUUAAGUUGAGAGUAUGGUCUAGCACCUUUUGCUUUGAUAAUUCUGUUGUAAGUGCAUUUAUAUUAAUCCAAAUAUUUUGAAUAAAUAAAUAGCAUUUAUUUUUUGAUGUCAGGCACUUUCAAAACAGGAGUUUCUCGGGUAGGUCUUUUGGAGUUAAGCAGAAAGGAACCAAGCCACAUCAGCUAUUGCCUUUAAUUGGCAAUUAAUCCUUUACAUGAAAAUGGUUGUGCGGAUUUUUCUGCAAAUUUCAAUGAAUUUUCUGCAUAGUACAACGCAAAUUCCUUAAGAUCAUUGAAGAAAUCCGCACAAACAUUCUCUUAUAAAAGAUUAAAUCGCUCAGUUAUAUUUGGCAUUAGUUGAUGUGGCUUGGUUCCUCUCUGCUAAGCGCAGUACAUUUAAUACACAGAAAUUGAAAACCCUGAAAAACAUUAUUAACUUAUUACCUUAAAAAAACAUUAUUAAUUUGUAGUUAGAACCAUAUGGGAUACAAUAAUCGCUUCAUUAUUAAUUGAAUUAGUAUUUUUAUAAAGGGUGGAAGUCCAUUUUUUUUAUAUUUUUGAACUCUACAGUUGUCCUCACCAUAAUAUCUGAGAAAGCAGCCGCAGUCCACUACUUGGAACACAAGUGACAGGCGCACAGGAAUGCAAAAGUCGCGUAAGAAGAGCGUCAAAAAUGUAAAAAAAAAGGAGUUCGAAAGAUCGGACUUCUGCCCUUUUUUAAAGUACUUAUUCAGUUGUGACAUUGCUCUAGACUCUGUCCAACAAGGUACCAUACUAUUGGCGCCCUAUUUUAAAUUCCGAGGUUGCCCCCUGUCGCUCACUACCUGGGACGUAGGCGGCAGGGGGCAAGGCCCCCUUCAAAAAUAUUUUUACUUUUAUGGAGAGAGGCCUUGUCCAAAAAGCAUGUCAAGCUUUUUUUGGUCUAUUGAGCGUUUCCCUUUCCAGCUCCAUAUUCGACGAUUAAAGUAUUUUAAAGAUUUUUGGACAUGCUCUCUUUUUAAAAUUAUGGGUUUAAGUAUGAAAAUGAUUAGGUUUUCUUGUAAUGGAACAUCCUGUAUGUGGAAAUAGAGAAAUAUUUUGAGUUAAUCUAUGGCAGUGAAGCCUUGAAAAUUUUGUACGUACUAUAGAAUUUACAAAUGAACAUUCAGUGCUUUUUUUUUUUUUAAACUUGUUGCUUGUUAUUAUUUUUGUUACUUUCAUUUAUGUGUAGGAAUGUUUAAAUUAUCGAUCACAGUUGGGUUUGUAAUUUUCAUAUGUACUUAGUUUUUCUCUUUAAUCAUAAUAUUUUUCUUGCAAUUAUUAUCAUUUGUACCUAAAACGAGAUGAAUGUAUCUGAAUGCAUAAUGCCUUAAGCGUUGCGCCUAGUUGUAUUUUUAUGAAAGAAGAAAUUUCAUUAAUUCUCAAGAUACAAAUUUUUAUUUUUCUCUGUCAGCAAGUAAAUGCCCACAGAAUUUCAUUUGCAACAAAUUGUUGUAGCACUAUUUUGAAUGCUCCUGGAGUGAGGCACAAUUUAACGAAAAAUUUUCAAUUCCUCACUGUGUAUUUUGUACUGUAAGAAUGUUUCUUUUGUAGUUAAGUUUAAAAGUUCUCAAAAGCACUUUGUGCAAUGCACAUAAGGUGGAAACAUGUAUUUUGCCUAUCUUGUAAAUUUUUAUUGUAUCGCUAUAUCCAAAUAAAAUAAUGUUCCGCAAAAAUUCACUUAA